GAGAUCAUUCUAAAAAUUCCCAGAGAAUUUGAAAACUGAAAUCCACCCCCACAAGGCUAGUAAGAUUUUUUUUCCCUCGCCCACCUACUAUACAAACCAGACACUUGAACUCCCGCGACCACCAAACUCAUCUUAAUCCCGCUGCGAGCUUUCCCGUCAACUUUCCCCAUUCCCAACCAACCUAGCAACCCUCCCACAGCCAUCGCCAAUAUGACGGACCUUGACCGCAUGCCUCCCUCAACUACGACAUACAUAGUCGCCACAGCCAUUAUAGCCGGUAUUACCGGUUACUUCAUCGGACAGGGAGCAUCGCUAGGCCUAUUCUCCGCCUCGAAGGAAAAAGAAGGCUGGCCGAAUAGCUACAAUGUGAAGGUGCACCAGGACUCAUCGGACGAGGAAUACGAGGAGGAAGAGGAAGAGGAGAGCGAAGAGGAAGAGCUAGAAGGUGAACUGGGUAAUUUUGAGAAUAAUACGGAGGAGGUCAAGCUUGUGCUUGUUGUGAGGACGGAUUUGGGGAUGACCAAGGGCAAAAUCGCUGCCCAGUGCUCUCACGCUACACUUGCAUGUUACAAAUACAUGGUCGCAAACUCUUCCGGCUCUGUACUGCUCCGUCGAUGGGAACGACAAGGCCAGGCAAAGAUUGCGCUGCAGAUAAAAUCAGAGGAGGAAUUGCAGCUGCUCCAGGCGCAGGCCGUCAGUCUUGGACUUUGCGCUCGAGUUAUUCAAGAUGCUGGACGCACUCAGAUUGCCAGCGGAAGCAGGACGGUACUUGGCAUCCUGGGACCCAAGAGCGUUGUUGAUACAGUUACGGGACAUUUGAAACUGUUGUAAUCGGGUUCUGGGUUGGUGUUCUGCGGGAUUCCAAGAACGACGGCGUUAGGACUACCCCUAUUUGCAUAGAUACUCUUUCGAGUACUGGGAACGCAGCAUGAUAAUGAUAUGAUAUGCCAUGGGCUUCUAGACACCCAUCCAGUAGAAGC
This is a messenger RNA of Aspergillus ochraceoroseus IBT 24754, 980 nucleotides long. Its product is annotated as aminoacyl-tRNA hydrolase PTH2. The record is from RefSeq and is a predicted model, not a curated record. Bases 211 to 831 code for a protein of 206 amino acids. Gene Ontology annotation, cellular component: cytosol; mitochondrion. The transcript has 2 exons. NCBI's taxonomy places the organism in Eukaryota, Fungi, Ascomycota, Eurotiomycetes, Eurotiales, Aspergillaceae. Gene Ontology annotation, molecular function: peptidyl-tRNA hydrolase activity.